Messenger RNA from Brenthis ino (lesser marbled fritillary), 11919 nucleotides. Lineage: Eukaryota; Metazoa; Arthropoda; Insecta; Lepidoptera; Nymphalidae. The record is from the annotation of a GenBank genome assembly.
AUGCCCUCUUUGGCCGGGAGCGGCGCGCACUGCACUCACCGUCCGGAACAAACAAAUUGCAAGAAGUACUUUGAUUCGUGGCCACCGCGGGGAGGAGCCACGUGUGGCCCUGUGUACAACCGGGGGCGGGCGCUCUGCGCCGCCCCGCGAAUUCCAUUAUCGCUGCCAGAUGGUUUAUUGACGUUCGACCGAGAUAAGCAUGAUGUAGAGCAAAGCUUCGACCCGGACCCGUUCGCAUCAGACGAUUGUUUAGAUGACUUUUCACCCGAUCAUCCGUUCCUGCUGACUCCGAUCGAGGAACUGAACACGAUGAGUACGGGUGAAGAUGAACCAUCGUCUGGUUUAAAUGGAAGGUUGAGACCAAGAAAGUCAAAUAUCCCCAGCCCUCAAUCCGCUAAGAUUACUCGUAAACUGGACACCAAACCCAAUGAUAAACCCAAAAGAAUUACCCCGUCCAAAGUUACCCCAACUAAACCUGAUGAUCUCACUAACAAGUCUGAUUCCCCUUCCCCACAAAUCCUUUGCCCUUACUGCGAUAAGAUCUUUUAUGCUAAACAAGCUGUUUCUAAACAUAUUAGACGUACACAUCUUUCCUCAUCAAAACAAGACAACUCCAUUAACUGUUUGUUCUGCAACCAUAAUGAAGGAGAUGGUAACGACAUUAUCCGACACAUGGUCGAUAAUCACCCUAACCAAUACUUCGCAUGCUAUGACUGUCACACAAGGUUUCCAUCCACAACUGAACUAGCCGAACAUAAGCUAAAUGUUUGCGAAAAGCAAAAGUUACCAUAUCGUAAUAAGUUACGACAAAAGACCCCCAAAAAGGGCCAAAAGGCACAAAAUGCUAACGGGCGCAAUGAUUUUGGAAAUGACGAUAAAAACUUUACGGCAGAACAUGGCUUUAAUCGCAUCGUUAUUUCAUGUGAGUUAAAGCCAUCACAUCCAAAUGAUCCUGCCGACAUAGAGGACAAUAUUACUACGAAUUUGAUUUUACCACCAAGUAAGACUUCAGGUAAUGCAACUGUCAUCGAAAAGAACGCUGUUAUCCUUCUGGAUGAUUUACAAUGGAACAAAAGGGUACCGCCUAAUUUCUCUUUUCAUAAUACAGACGCUGAUCAAAUAUUAUCAAGACUCGGUGUAGUUCAUAGGUCACCAAGAGCUGGCGAGUCUAAUAGACGAGAAUGGUUUAAAAAUAUGGAUGAAUCAAAUCAAAAAUUUGAAAAAUGUUUUGACACAAGCUUUUACUCUAAAGUUGCAAGUAAUGUUCAAGAGAAUUUAACUAAGUUCCUUGAUGGUACGUUCAACUUUAAUCCCGAUCCGGAGAACACAAUAAAAACCAGAAAAGCUAAGAACAGCGUUCCAAUCAAUACUGUGGAAGGAUUUCCGAUUCUAUUAACAUGUGAGCAAUUUAACAGAAAUAUUUUUGAUGCAUACAUGCCAAGGGCUAUAGCACCAAAGCAUAAAUGGAAGUGGGAUAGUCUGGAAAAUGAUAAGAGCUUAAUGAGUCCUGAGCAACUAAAACGUGAUUCUCAUACUAAUAAUUGCAUAAUCACCCUUGUCUCCAGUCUGGACAUAUGGACACAACUUUGCAUGAGACGAAAAUUUGAAAAAAAAUUUAGCCUACCGUCUAUAGAAAAGAAGACUGAAAAACAGAACAUUAUUGGGAAAGAAUUAAAGGAAAUACUAGAAAGCAGAGAGCUACCAACAUCAUUUUCUCAAGUGGUAAAAUAUACAGAGCCACAAGUACCCGCUCGUGAAAGUCUAGACUUUCCUUCGUCUUUAGGUUUGGUGCCAAAUAAACCCAGUUAUGAUUUAAAGCCUGCAGUUCUCAGUGGCGAAUGGGUCCGCCCACGAUGUUAUGUAUGUUGUGCCUGUGGUGCUCAAACGCGUGAUUCGAAAGCGUUGUCAUCGCAUAUUUCGAACCAUCAUCCUAACGCUCAGAUUCAACAUUAUGAAAUAGUGGGUGAAGUGCUCCUUAACUCUGAUAUUCUGAAACAUUUAUAUGUACCACCCAGCCAAAUGAAUAAUAGAACACGACCUCUUCGGGGAUUCAGAGAAUGCACGAAAUGCAAGAAGUCAAUAACCUUGGAAGAUUUGCACCAACACAUGUUAGAUUGUGCAGGAGAUACUCCUACAGUGCGUAGAAAAUGUAGAUAUCGCCCGUUUGGAAUGCGGAAACGGCGCCCAAGAUUACCUGACAAUACUAUACGCAAGAAAAUACGCAAAGAUAUUCGAUCUCGUCAUACUAGAAAAAAUCAUAUGAGGCCAAGACAAAAGAUCAGAUCAGAAGUUGGCGAUGCCGAAACCAUACGAAAAAUGUUGGCAGACUUACCAGCUAAACGUCAUCGCGUCAUGGUGAAUCCACUCAACCCUAUCUUGCGCCCUAGAAGAAAACUUAACAAACAAAGAAACAAACUUGUAAUGAAAAAGAGAAUGAUAGAUGAAGUUAAAAAGAAAACGCAAAAUAAUGAUUCUUCGCUUGUUAGUAACAAUGUAAGUGACGACCCAAAAAGAGGAUUCUUAGAUCAAAGCGAUCAUAAAAUUAACAAAACUUCAGUAAAACGUGUGGCUUCCAAAAUCUUACGCCAUAAAGACUCCUUUAACAAAAAAACUAGUAUAAAUAGAUCCAGAAGAAAAGGUGUUCCCACUAAAGAACUUGGAACUGUUGCCGGUUCAAAUACACCUUCUGAUGGCGAAGGCAACAUGCAAAACCAACAAUCAUCUAUGGAAAAUAACUCUGAUCGAAUUAAUAUUAACGACGGUUCUUAUAAUAAAAGAGAACAAAGCAAUAAUAACAAUGGAUCAAAUAACAACGGCAAUCAGCAACCUGGUUCCAGCGGACAAAAUAACAGUUCUGAAAAUUCAUCUAACCCAUCACAAAAUGUACCCUUGAAACAUUCUAUUGAGAGAUUGACAGCUUGUCCUGAUACUCAGGAUAAGUCCGUUCAGUUUCAUUAUGCCUUUUUAGUUCAACAAGAAUGCAAUGGUACUGGUCAACACAUGACCCACAACACUUCAGAAGAGAGAAUGCUAUUUGAAAAUGAGGCAAUUGUUACCAAAUUAGAUAAACCGCCCUUACAUUUUGGGCACCAAGAGAUUAUGGACACUCAAAUGUUUAACAAGAGCAAACUUAACAAACGUAAAGGGCUGAAUGACUGCAUAGCCAUGUUGAAAAAUAAAUUAGUGGAGCCAAACAUAGGUACUCCACCAGGACGUGUCUCAGUUCAGUGUGGAACUGACGAGCCAUUAGAUCCGGAACCAGUGGUAAUUGAACGCAGACAUUCCACAACGGAUUCGAAAUUUGAUACAGCUCAGAGAUCACUACAAAUGCAUUAUCCAAAUAAGACUCUUCAGGAUACUUUACAAAAUUAUGAUAUGGGUAGCAGAGUUACUCGAAGAUCUUGCAACGUAAGACAAGAGCAAGCUUUAAAAGAUAUGCAAGCAAACAAUGACUACAUACAAGGGAAACUUUUGCAUGAUAAUCAAUUGUACGCUGUCCAGAAAAAUAAUGAGCAGUAUACUCGCAGAGAACCAAUUCGACGUCGAUCAGUUGUUUUGCCGGAAGAUCUCUUGUUACAACAUUCUAUGAAUGUUGAUAUAUUGACAGGCAAAAAUUUUAGAGGCUUUCCCGAAUAUAGCUACCCAAAUAAUAUCAAGUCAAUAACACCUCCAAGACCGCCAACAAGAAGAAGUCGAGACGCUAGAUCAAGAAGCAGAUCUAAGGUUACCAAAGAAAAACCGUCUCGUGAUGCUAGCUUAGUUAGCACACCUAGGACUCGACGUAAUAGUCGUCGCAAAAUAGAGUCAACUACUACUAGUGCAACACCAACUCCGACUAGAAGAUUAAGUGAAAAACAAAUUGAACAUACAAAUGUUGGCGGCAGUCUGAUUACAACUGAAAACGUAGCUCUUGGCUAUCCCCGAAUUACUAUGACUGACGACAGAAUAAGUGUUAUUGAAAAUCAAAUACUGCCAACACACAAUUUCCCAGAUGAGCAAGCCUAUCAUAACGCUCGUGUUUAUCAAAAUCCACCUACAAUACAGUACCCAAAUGAAGCCGAUAUUCGACCUUUGCAUUACAAUAUGCAUAUUGAACCAACAAUAACAGCACCAUUAGAUUUGUCAAGCAAACUUUCGCGCUCAGAAGGCCAAAAAGCAAUCGUGCAAUAUGUUACAGAACCACAAUAUUGCGCUGUACCUUACGAUAACUAUGAAACCUUGGAUUUGUCGAACCGACAUUCGGUUCAAUUGCAUGAAAAAGUACCUCAAAUUAAUACGGAUGAUGUUGUAGAUUUGCGUGUUAAAUAUACUUCUCAUCCAACUCAUUUACCUUGCUUCACCCCGGUACCUGCAGACAUCGUGAGUAACAGAGUAGAAGACAAUAUAGCUGAUUUAUCAAUAAGACAAUCAUGUAUAACUCAAGAUGACUAUUACCCAACUGAUCUGUCCGUUAAAAGGAGUUAUCCUACAGUACAUUUAUAUGAAAAACAUGGAAUACAAGACAACGGAUCAGAUAUCAAUAUGAUUCAAGAUUUAUCCCGCCCAAUGAUGCAAGUGCAGCACAUGUGUACAUCGAUAGUGGGGAGUCUUCAGCUCGUCAAUGAACAGCCUACUGAUUUAUCAAGUCGAAGAAAUGAAAAUAGCUCAAAUCCUUUAACCAUUUGUAUGACAGAAAGGCAACCGAUAAAUUUAAACAUUUGUACAAAUACUACAGACCUCAGAAACGAAGAUAUUCCGGCCGAUUUAUCAGCACGAAAUAAGGAAAGAAGACAUAGAAUAUAUGUAGACUCUCAAGGAACUGAAUUUUAUGAAGAAAUAGUUGUUAAUAACGAAACAGGUUCAAUUCACAACGCCAAUGAUGCUCAUUUAUCCAUAAAUUGCAUGGAUGCUGAACAAACGAUUCACUACAACUCAUCACCUAGAAUUAAUUGCUCAAGAUCAACUAUUAUGACUUAUUCAGAGCAUAGUAAUACUAUAGAUGAUACACAAAAUAUUUCUACAUCAAAUCUAAUAUCACCAACGGCAGCCACGUGUAAUGUGGCUACAUGUAAUGAAAUAGUUUAUCGACAUUCUGAAGUGCCCUUAAGUCUAACAAUAAAUAAAAUACCUGAGCCUCGUGCUGGUCAACGUGAUACAGUCACAAAUCCGAUUGUAUAUGAACCUAGUCAAGCAAAUUAUAUAAUGACGAACAGCGCACAAUAUAAUACGGGUGGGAAUCUGAACACGAACAGUGCGCAAAAUACAUCCACGGCUCUUACGAUAACUGUAGAAAACCGCGAAUCAGUUAAUACUAUUCAAUCUAGUACAUCACCAAUAUCACAAAAAACAUGCAACGAUGAUGUUAUAAUACAAAAUGAGGAAGUAAUUACCGAUUCAAAGAAAUAUGUACCUAUUAGAAAGAGUCCAGUUCCUUCUACUAUACAUAAAUUAGAGAGUGAUAAGAAAAGUACAGAAUCUGUUCAAGCUGAGGUUAAUAAGACUACUUUAGAUCAAGAUCCAGAAACUGCAAGAAAAAUUGCGAUGUUACCUAAAGAACUGGUAGAGAUAUUAGGUACUAUGCCGAUAGACCAUCGUAAUCAGCUUCUAAAUGUUCUACCGCAGUAUGUAUCGACAUCAACGUCAUCUGUUUUACCUAAUAAUAAAGCUAAUAGUAAAUCCAGUUCAUGCAAUUCUCCAAAUGUUAAAUCAUCUAUACAAAUUAAUGACGACUUAGAAAAAGACCAUAAAACAGAUAUAACAUCUGAUGACGGGCGGCCUUUAAUUACUAAUACAAUGGCAAUGUCUCCCACCACUGUAUCAAGUUCAAUACUUCUUACUCCACCUACUCCUCAACUGCCGGAACGUCAUAUGAUUCAAUCUCAAGAAAAUGCUGAUUUAAUAUCUUCGAAAUAUCGAACUAACUCUAGACGUUCAGCUGAUGGCCAAAUACCUGUAAGAAAUAUUGACACAGACAAAUCUAAAGCAGUAUCGAAUUUGUCAUUAUCAAUUAAAAACAUAGUCAAAAUGGACGAAAUUGAUACAAAGGAUCGUAUAAUUGAUUUAACUGUUGAUGAAUUUUCACCUGAAGAUUCAGAGGUCUAUUAUAAUCCAGAUCCUUCAAACCAUACAAUUCCUAUCCCUAAUAGUAUGAAACCAAAUGCACAAAAAUCUAACAAUGAUAAAACUGCUAGCUUAAGAGCAGUACGAAUCAAAGCACCUUCUGAAAGACAACGUUCGAUUCUCUCUGAAAAUACAUCGUUUAAAAAGCACACUGAUAACGUGCCAAAUAUUAGUGAAGAGAAACAAAAACCCAGAACUUCCGAAACGUCUAAUCCUAUGGCUAUUCAACAAGCUGAAAUAAGUAGCACUCAACAUCGAACAGUUGCUGGAUUAUCUCCAAUUUCUCCUACGCUCGAUCCAUCCCCUAAAGAAAAUAACUCUACAAGAAAUGUACAAGAGAAUAUCGAAAAAGAUACACUUGCAAAAUCUGAUAAUGACAUAAGAUACAGUAUGACGGAGAAACAAAAUAUUGUCACUUCAUCCCUUACAAAAGACGUUGAUAAUAAUUUAAAAAAUAGUAAAGUCCUCGCCAAAGUAAACACACCGAAAGUUUCUACUGAAAUAGUCAAUGUAUCUUCUUCAAAGAAAAACGAUACUGAGACAGAGUUUUGUACAGAAAGUUCUAGCAUAUCCACACAGAGUGCAAUAGAUGCAAGCCAAAGUAAGACUAAGGCUAUAUUAGAAACCUCAAACGAUAAAUCUACAAUUGAAGAUGAAGAUUCUGAGGAUGAUGUUACUUUAGCAACAAUCGUAAAGAAGAAAAAUCGAGAGUGUAAUGUUACUGUUGAAAUUAACAAUAUUCAACUUGAAAGAAAAAAGAAGAAAACUAAGAAAACUAAGAAAGCAGAACAAAUAAAUGAUGCUCAUGUUUUACAACAAAAUCAGAAUGACAUUGUGACUGAGGAUGAUAAGCCUUCAGUAGCUGAAACGGAUUUGUCUAUUGAUUCGUCUGAGGGCUCCACAAAAAAUAAAGAUUUCGAAGUAACUGAUGAUACAAAUGAAAAAAUAACAAUACUAAAAAAGAAAAGCAAGAAAGGACGUCGAACGAAUAACUUUGGUGCAACAAAAUACAUAGAAAGACAAGAUCAAAUAUACCAAACUAUCGCCGAAAAAGAAGUUGAUAAAGAAAACACAGUAUCAUCUGAUAUUGUAAAUAGCAAAGAAACUAUUGAAGAACCUGUAAAAGAAAAAUGCACCAGUGAUUCAGAUUCAAAUCGAAGCAUUGUGACAAAUAAAAACUUAAUACGUGAUAAAGAGAUGUCUGCAAAAAAAGAAAAAGUUAAGAAGAGUAUAGAAUUUUCCAGUGACUGUAAUUCUACAAAAAAUCUAGUAAUAGAUAAAAAAUCGGAAAAAUCCACAGUCCCUGAUAAAAAUGAACACGAAACUUCUUUAUCUCUAGCCAGUAACAUUUCCUGUAACGCUUCCAAUACACCAUGUAACUCGGAUGCUGUCACUAAUGAAGCUAUCGCAGAUAAGGAAUUGAAAAUAAGAAAUAAUGUAGAAAAACUCGAACUUAAUGAAGACUCGAAUAUGACUAAAAAUCUCAAAGUAAAUCUUCCUAAAAUUCAAGAUGAUCUAAAUAAGUCAGAAGAUCCUUUGCCUUCACAAAAAAAUAUAAUGAAAGAUAAAAAUGAUGAAGAACUUACGGAAAAUCCCUUAGAAAAGCCUAAAAUCAAUGAUAGAGAAGACUCUAAUACGACACCUUUGAGACGCAGUCGUCGAGGUAAGUCAUUGUUUAUUGAUAGCACUUCUAUUAUGAAUGAAAAUGUCGUCAAUUCUGAAAAUACUACAGAACAUAAGGCUCCGCUAACAAAAAAACAAUUAAUCUUCUCUAAGCUUCUCCUAGAUGAAGAGAACCAUAAUAAAAAUUCUAAAACUAGUAGUCAAGAUAAACAAUUGAAAAAUACUCUACCCGACACCUACAACAAAGCUCUAACAAGUGACAGUGAAGUUGAAAGAGAAACCUUUCACGAAGAUAAAAAAGGAAAUAAACGCAAAAAGUCACCUCAACUAAAGAGGAAAUGUAAAAGGAAAAAGUCACUAAUUAUUUUGCAAGCACCUGAAGAUACUGAUGUAGAAUCUGUGAAUGUCCCUACUUCCGAAAAGUCACCUAAUUUGGCUACUGAGAAUAUAGUAUCAACAUCUCACACUACGUCUUAUCAAAAACAUGAUUUCUUGGAUAAAAAAAGUGUUGAAAUUGACAAGACGUUUGUGAACCGCGAUCCCCGUCUUGAAGCUUCCCUUUUAAUUCAGAAAGCAAGUUCUACUGAAAAACGCAAGUCCAGUUCUCCAGUUACAUUUGACUUAGUACCGAGUUUCAAACCAAAGAAAUCUAAGCCAAACGAUGAAGUAAGCAGCACACAAUCUACCACGCUAGAAAAAGCUGCUGAGAGCGAAAUGAAAUCUGUGAACAUAAAACAAGGUGCAACUGCAAUUGUAGUCUCACGAAGUACACCUUGCUAUAACAAACCCGCAGCAAGACGCGCACGUUCAAAAUCUGUCGUCGUCAAAUCUUCUGGGGCAGACUUAUACGAUCCUUACGAUAUAGAUUUGGAAGAUAUGGUUGAAAAAACGGAACCGUUCGUUAGGAAAGAAACAUCAAAAAUAGAAUUCAAAUCUUUUAAAUCUUCCUUUGUUUCUAAAGCAAAGAAAUUAACUAAAACUGCACCUUCCGCUAUCAUCGACAUUUUACCAUCUAAUCUGGCUGAUAUUGCACUGUCUACUGUUGACGCGUCUAUUGAAAAAGACAAUAGUAUAACGGAGACGGGACAGCCUACUUCUGGUUUUGUAAAUACGUCUGUCGGUAGUACAAAGGAUAGCAGUAGUGAUUCUGAUGAAUCUUCAAAGAGCGAUGUACCAUUAAAGAAGUAUGUGGAAGAAAAGGAGAGAAAACUCUUAGAAGAAGUAAAUAAAACAAAACGUCAACAAGAGUCUAAAGAUUCCACAGUGGAAAAUGAGAAAAGCGAUAAAUUAUGUGAUAAAUCGAAGUCCCGUAAAAAGAUUACACGAGCUCAAUCUAUAAACAAUAAAGAAGAAACGGCUUCAUUAAAACAAGACACUGAAGAAGAGCUGCGUUCUGAACAGUUUAUGGAAAGUUUUGGUUUCUUUUCUGAAAGAAAACCCAGAAAGUCUAAUUUAUUGGCCACUAAGAAAAUUUCUGAAACUUUUCACAUAAUAGCAAAUGAAAGUGACGAUGUUUACUUUUCAUCUAAAGACAAGGUAUGUAAAAAAACUAAUGACAGUAAGAAGGAAGAAGAUACUAAAGGUCCAAUUUCUCCCAUCAAGAAAGCUGCUAAACGUGGUAGGAAGAAGAAGAGUCUUCCACCAGAACCAUCAUUUUGUCAUAUUUGUAAAAAGGCUUUUCGAAGAUCUGAUAAUUACUUACGUCAUCAAAUGACGCUUAUUCAUAUAUCAAGGUUGUCAGAGGUGGAACUAAAAUUUAAAACUGUAAAAAUUGAAGAAGAACCAAAUUAUUUAAUCGCUUAUAAGCAACAAUUGGAUCGAUUAAAGGUGCUUCAAAAUAAAAUAGCCAAGAGAAAGAAAAAUUGUUUAUCUACGGCGGACAUUAUUUUACCUACGUUAGAAGAAAUUUUAGCUGAUGUUAAGAGAACAAUAAGAGAGCAGCAGCUUUCCCGCAGAGGGCUAAGUCGAGAUCAAGCAUUAUUUAUUGAUUGCUGUACGAUGUUAAAGGAAUCACAUACAAAUGAUCAAGCACCUGUCAAUAAGCGGAUUCGUAAUUGCAAUAGUUUUAAUUGUGCACAAACCUGUCAAGAAGAGUUGGCUUUAUUAGAAAGAAGUAUUAGUGAUGAUAGAUGUGACAUUAAAUGCGAUGACGUUGAUUCAAUUACAGCAAAAAAUAUUUUAGAAAGUGAAGAAGUACGCAAUUUAGAGAAAGAUUUGAUAUCUAACCUUAAAGAAGCUAAUGGGCUGAAGGGGCCUUUAAGUAAUGUUCACUUUAAAUCUUCUGAAGAGUACACUUCUGUUGAUGAAGAAGCGGUGAAUUAUAAUGAUGAAUCGCAAAAAACUAAAUCCAAACGCCAAAUAGAAGUUAAAGACAAAAUGUAUCCAGAUGUUGUUGAAAACAUAGAUAUGUUUGAAGAUAAAUUUGACAAAAUUAAAAGGAAAUGUCGAUCUCAAGCAGCAGCUGCUAAACAAAUCCAAUCUCGGGUGGAAAGUAACAUCAGUCAUAAAAAUCUCAAAAAAAUUGAAAAGAAAAAAGGGAAAAGAAGAUCUAAGAAAUGUCAUAGUACUGUACCUACUAAGGGUGCUCUAAAAGGUUUUGAUGGAUUUAAGGUUUCGAUUUUAACGUCAGACAUAAAUAUGUCAGCAAUCGUAUCUUCCGUGGGAAAUUCAUUCAAAAAGAAGAAGAAAACUAGUUCAAAAAGAAAGAGAGAAAGAAAGAGUUCCGAUGUAAGCAGCAAAUGCGACAGUGAUCACCGUUCUAAAGAUACACCUCAAAAAAAAGUCGACGUUUAUGAGUUCAUGGACACUGAAGAUACUGAGUUAUUUGAAUUUAGACCUUCAACCCUUAUGGAGAGGUUCAAGAGUAUAAGCAAUAAGGAAAUACCAAGCACGUCAAAAGCUGUAGUAAAUCAAGAUGACUUAGCUGAAGCAUCAAGUGAGAGUGGAUCGGAUGGUGACGAUUUUGUUUAUAUGUCGGAUGAUUACGUAUGUAGUGACGAUGAAACUGAAAAUAGUAUGCUUUCUUGUGAACUAGGUCACAAGAAAACUGUAUCUCCACUUAAAAGAAAGGAUGCCAUAGAGAAAAACGCUGUUAUGGGCAAAAUAUUUAAACACAAUGCUGUUCGUAGUGAAAGAAGGAGUCCGAAAAGAAGAGAAACUCCUAAACCAAAAGCAAAUCUGGAUCAGCUAUUCGAUAGUUUACUUCAAGAAGAACCCAAAACUUCUUUACCAGCCAAAAAUAAUGAUGCUUUACCCAAAAAUAAAGACGCUGUACCAUUACAGACUUACAAUACUCCGGCAUCACCAAAACCUGAUACAAUAAAAUCCAAAUAUGAUAGUCCGUCAUCUGCCAGCCAUAAUUCAAAACAGGAAACCAAAAAUAUUCUUGAAAAGAGUGCUCUACCUGACUCAUCAAACUAUCCAAGUACAUCUUCAUCGUCUAAAAAGCGAAAAUCAAUUACACCACCUCGAAAACUUGACUUGAAUUUGAUUUCAACUACUAUUGAAUAUGCAGUUCUAGAUUCAAAUCGAAAAGAUGUUAAGAAAAGUGAAACCGGUAAUGAACGCAGGCAUUCUUCACUACAUUCAGAUAUGGCCACGAAAUAUGACAUUGAUCUAUCAGAUGAUGAAGAUGAUUAUUUCUCUGCCGACGAAGAUGUUAAUGCGUCACCACAAAGUGAUCAUUAUCAAAAACAUAAAAGUAGAGAAAAAACGCACAAGGAAAAGGAGAAACCCUACGCAAAUAAGAAAGAAAUUGAAAAGCCUGAGGUUGCGGAACGUAGCGAGCCUACAGAUCAGACAUCUGAUGAUGCGGGUGUCGCGAGACAAAGGGCGCGUCGGAAAUGUACUGUUGGCAAACAGAACGUGCUCGCCGAGACUUGGAGUUCUGAGUCUGAGCCCGAUGGCGCUCCGCAGAGAGCGAACAGCGCCGAGUCAGUGAUCGGCGGCGGUAGAAAGAAGAGAAGUAGGAAGAAGGAUAUGUCGUGCAGUAGAAAGGCUAGCAGGCAGCCAAAGCGACCGGAGACAGAGCGAGUGGCGCGCCCGCGAGCCGCCUACUACUGGUCGGAGGGCGAGGACGAGCAAGAGCACCCGCAGCAGCACGGCUGGAUCGUGGGAGACAGCCACAAGAAGCUAGUGACCAUGCUCGCGCACGCCAAGGGCCGCAAGCGACAUGACGACAAGCGCCAAGUCCUCGAG